CUGAGCGGCUGCGAAAUCAAAACAAAUUUGAAGUUGACAAAUUUAAUCCGUUCCCUAAUUGCUAAUACAUAAUAAAUUCGAAAUUUCAAAAUCUCCGUUUCGAAACAAAAUUAAGUCCCUUCGUCGCCUUGGAUCAAACUUAAAGUCGACCACCCCAAUUUAUGAAAAUGGGAGAAAACCUGACCUCCCCUGACCUCGAUAUGGACGAAGAAGAAUGCCAAAUUGUACACGAGAAAAGCACGCAUAUCGAAUCUUCAAGUCCACCUCGCACUUGUUGUUUCCUCUGCUCCACUCCAAUUCAAGAUUUGACUCCGAUACCGUGCCACGUCGCGAGUAAGAUCGCGAUCUGCAUACCAUUGUUAAAAAAUAUUGAUCCAGACAGUGCCACAAAUGGAGAGGAUAGACCAUGUCCAGUGUGUUUGUAUCAGGUGAUAAAGGUGUGGAAUUUGCACCGUAAGAUUGUCGCCAUUCAGGCACAAAUCGUCACUCUUUUGACAAGGGCACGGCAAAGGUAUCGAGCAGAUUUGAUCCCAGCUAAAAAGUCGAGGGUGGUACCACCGGCAAAAAAGUCGAGGGUGGUACCACCGGCAAGAAGGUGUCCUCUUCCCGGUCUUAUUAAUUAUCGCUCUCCGUCCUCGCCAAGCAUGGCAAUCAAGACGGAAUCAAACAGCACCACGGAAAACGGGAUCGACAUGGUGGACACUAUUUUCGUCGGCGAUUGGGGGGUCGUUGACGAUACAAAAACCGUGGGCCCUGAAUCCCACGUGUUCACCCCACGUGUCGAAACGCCUGUCCAAAAGAAGGAUGGCGUUACGCAUGAAACUGCCCGCUACCCGUGUUCCGUUUGUGGCGAGGUGUUUGCCACACCCGGGAAUAGGAUCAAACAUGAAGCCAUUCGGUGCAAUGUGGUCCAUCCCCCCGACCUUUUGAAAAAGAUGGAUAUUCGGAUGUACAAAUGUGGGGUGGCGGGAUGUGGGAAAGUGUACGUCAAACAGAACGCCUUUGUCAGCCACGUCGAGACGCAUGAAAUUGACAAGCACGCAGAAGCCUAUGCUGGCUCUGCUGAGGGAAACUUAAUCUUAAACAGAGAUCCAGACCCAAAUGCUGUAGCUUGGGCAAUAAUAUCGAAUGAAAUUAUGCUUCAAAAUGAUACCGUGGGAAACAAUUCUUGUCAAGAUGCGAGGGAACCAAAUAUUUUUGUCGGGGGACCUCCCAUCCUCGGGGGGACAAGUGUUUGUCAAGAUAUGAAACCGACGCUAAGAAUAGUUUCAAAUCCCGUCAUAUCUAAACCACCGAAAAGGAAAUACCAGUAUGACAUGUGCAAAGUAGUGUUUUCAAACCAGAACAAUCUCAACGUUCAUACUCGAAAGGUUCACGGAAAAGAGAAGCGUGCCUGCUCCGUCUGCGGAAAAGUGUUGUCAUCCCUCCAAGCUUGCGUGGCUCACGAAGCCAUCGUUUGUAAAGUGUCAUAUUCUCCCGAAUACCUCGAAGCGAUGAGCGUAUAUUCCUGUGAGGUCGAGGGAUGUGGGAGAUUGUGCUAUAAAAAGGUGGACUUAGAGAGGCACGUCUUCAGGGCACAUUGGACACAUAAAUAACGCACAACAGUUACAAACCGGAAGUCAGUCCUUCAGUCGCCACGAUGCAAAAUGAUAAGAUGCGGAUAAAAGAGGCGGUGAAUAUCACAAUUUGAGGAUACGUAAAGUUCAAUUGCUGCUAAUUAAAAAAAUAUGCAAAUGACUUGAUUCAAGUCACUAAUUUUUGAAUUUGUAAACAAAUAUACAAUUAUUUUUUGUUAAUUAAUCUAUCCUUAAUUAAGUAUUUUUCACGGUAUUAGUUAAUUAUGUUACAAAAAA
Messenger RNA from Folsomia candida, 1853 nucleotides. RefSeq lists its product as uncharacterized. The transcript is spliced from 10 exons. Gene Ontology annotation, molecular function: chromatin insulator sequence binding. The record is from RefSeq and is a predicted model, not a curated record. Bases 162 to 1595 code for a protein of 477 amino acids. Gene Ontology annotation, cellular component: chromosome. NCBI's taxonomy places the organism in Eukaryota, Metazoa, Arthropoda, Collembola, Entomobryomorpha, Isotomidae. Gene Ontology annotation, biological process: regulation of transcription by RNA polymerase II.